Messenger RNA from Schizosaccharomyces octosporus yFS286, 587 nucleotides. RefSeq lists its product as uncharacterized. The transcript has 3 exons. The record is from RefSeq and is a predicted model, not a curated record. Bases 113 to 292 code for a protein of 59 amino acids. Gene Ontology annotation, biological process: outer mitochondrial membrane organization. Lineage: Eukaryota; Fungi; Ascomycota; Schizosaccharomycetes; Schizosaccharomycetales; Schizosaccharomycetaceae.
GUGCACUUUAUAAUAAUCAUAAACUCAGCAUAUAACUAUAUCAUUAACAUUUAGAAUAACUUUCUUCAGAGAAGUUUUUGGUUAGAGACAUAAUUGUACAGUUUUCUGGAUAAUGCUUCCUAAUCUUCGACGAAUUUUCGCUUCCUUCCGAACAGAAAAGGAGGAACGCUCGUACUCCAGGACUGCCUUUUUUCAUUUUAUAGGUUAUAUAUCUUUCAGUGUCAUAUUUAGCCUGCUAGUACGAAGGAAAUCGCCUACUUUGUCCAUUACUCCUCCUUUCAGCGCUCUCUAAAGGUGGAAGAAGACGUGAAGUUUAGUUAGGUUUCACUUUUUCUUUUGUUUUUCUUUAGGUGGUUCAAUAAUAAUAUCAAGAAACGAUGAUGGUUUAAAUGUCUAACAUGCCUGAAAUACGAACUUUAGAUAUUUACAAACGUGUAGGAUUUGUUGACAGGUUGUAUACUAAAACAGCCCUCCAAAAGGCAAGAACAAGUUUUAAGAAGACCGUGAUGUUGUUUGUUGAAUGGAAAUCUAUUGGCAUACGUUUUAUGUGAGAGGGAGAGAAAAAGAGUUUGGACCUUUAAAUAAAU